Messenger RNA from Hydatigera taeniaeformis, 261 nucleotides. The record is from the annotation of a GenBank genome assembly. NCBI's taxonomy places the organism in Eukaryota, Metazoa, Platyhelminthes, Cestoda, Cyclophyllidea, Taeniidae.
CCAUCGACAUCAGAAGAUGGGCACAAUGAGUUGAUGAAAUCAAGGAGGACAACGAAGAAGACGAAGGCAGGUGAUGGAGAUGUCUUCGAUGAGGAGUACCAUCCUGUGGAUGUAAUGACCCGUCUUCAGAGUGACAGUCAUAAAGCUGAAAGUGGAAUUAGUGAAUCAGAGCGUGUAUCAAUUGAUCGAGCUCGAAGAGAUGUGAUUCAGGGUAGGUUGUGUUUGAUAUCUCUAGCCGAGAGAGUUGUGCCCAUGCAUUGA